This is a messenger RNA of Ostreococcus lucimarinus CCE9901, 414 nucleotides long. RefSeq lists its product with no specific name. The transcript has a single exon. The record is from RefSeq and is a predicted model, not a curated record. Gene Ontology annotation, cellular component: cytoplasm; nucleus. Lineage: Eukaryota; Viridiplantae; Chlorophyta; Mamiellophyceae; Mamiellales; Bathycoccaceae. Gene Ontology annotation, biological process: proteasome assembly. The coding region runs from base 1 to 414 and encodes 137 amino acids.
AUGGAUGACGAGAUCAAAUUCUUGCGAAGACCCGUGGACACGCUCCGACUCGGCCUCGCCGCCGCGCGCGACGUCGGCGCGUCGUCCGCGAAGCACCCCGUGCAGGUGAUGCAAGAGGAACGCGCGAGCGGCGCGGAGUACGCGAAGAAGUUAGAGACGAUGGCGCGCGCGCACGGAGGCGCGAUCCCGGCCAAGUUGGACGCCGAGCGACAGAUUUUGACCGACGUCGAGCGCCUCCCGGGACCGGUGCCGAGCAAACGAUUAGGGUUACAGAUUCUCACCGGCGACAUCGAUCGAUUCGGGUUCGAGGAUUACCUCAAUCCCGAGGACAUGCGCACGGAAGGCCCGCGCUCGGACGCGCACGCCGUCAUGGAGGCCAAGCUCGGCUUGGGCCCGAGCGUCGGUCGGUUUUAG